GGUCUGUUCCCUCUAGUUUGUAGAUGCUGUUUAGUGAUAGCAUGUCAAGAUAGAGUGAGCUAUAGCGCAAGUGUUGAGCUGUAUGUAGUAGAGCAAGCCCACGAACCGCUUCCCCUUGUCCAUUAGAGUUUCCUGUAGCUCUACGAUACGACUGCGAUUGGAGGCUGAAGACGACAUCGUCAUGCUGCAUUUCUGCUCGGCCAAGGAAUCGCGCAGACCUGUAGUACUACAAUCCCGUUCUCGAAAAGUGGAGAAGUUGGCGCGACAUCCUCACACCUGCUCCAGCCAGAUCGCGUAAAUAUCAUAGUUUCGAUGUCGCGUAUAGAUACGUCUCACCAUUUUACGUUCGCUUGUUGAGCUCGACUCAAUCGAAGCGCCGACGGAGAUCCGAUCAGCAGCACUAUCAGUGCUGAGGAGAUCAAAGCCGUCGCUCCUUGAAGCUUUCGUAUCAUGCAAUUGUUAAAACGUACGCAAAACCUAUUAAAAUGCUUCAUACCAAUCUGUACGAGGUCAGCUCUGCUGCGCCACCUUCAAGAGCUUUGUAUUGGUGAUACGGAUUCACCCGACUGAGCUUCCGAAUGAGACCUAUCAACGCGAAAGUGAAUUGAUCACAACACAGUUGUUUGAUGUAAGGAGUUAACAAGAGCUGUAGUCACGACGAUAGUUCAUGAUAACUUCAGUGGGAAGGAUAUUUGAAGAGAAUGAAGAGAUUCUGCCGCGAGCGGUUCAACCCAGCACUGUACAUGCACACAAAGAUGUCGAAGUCUUUUCUUGAUGAGGAAACACCGCCUGGACGUAGAUUCAAAGCGUCGACCCAGCACAUUCCGGUCACGAUUCCCAAGAGCAUUACAACGACUGCUUUCUCACCAUCUCGCUGUAAGAUUGUCCAACAAACGGAAUUCUCUGCUCUGGUGGAUUCACCCCGAACUCUCUGCUGCGCUUUAACCAACGAAGAUCGCCGAUGCCUACUAUGCCCCGAUAUAUACUCGUGUUGUUUGCGUCGUCUAGUGCGUACUUGAUAGAAGUCACCGCUGGUCUCGUUCUCCACGAGAUACCGCGCAGUUACAGCGACCGAUGUCGAGGAUGAAUUAUCCAUGUCCUGAAGAUGAAACAUCUCGACUAUUGCUGACGGCGACAAAUUGGUAGCGCUUUCGAUUAGCUCCGGCUCAGCUUGGUUGGUAUCAAGCUUCACUUCCUGUGUCUGCGAAGUGUCUUGAGUUCGCGCUCGUUGCGUUUCUUCUCGAAAAUGACGU
Molecule: messenger RNA, 1253 nt
Organism: Phytophthora nicotianae INRA-310
Lineage: Eukaryota; Oomycota; Peronosporomycetes; Peronosporales; Peronosporaceae
Exons: 2
Coding region: 702-1019 (105 amino acids)
Source: RefSeq, a predicted model, not a curated record